Drosophila serrata is the source of this 893-nucleotide messenger RNA. RefSeq names its product gamma-interferon-inducible lysosomal thiol reductase. The record is from RefSeq and is a predicted model, not a curated record. Gene Ontology annotation, molecular function: oxidoreductase activity, acting on a sulfur group of donors, disulfide as acceptor. NCBI's taxonomy places the organism in Eukaryota, Metazoa, Arthropoda, Insecta, Diptera, Drosophilidae.
ACAUUGGAUAAAACGAAAAUAACAAGUAAUAAUUAAAUACAUACGUACAUACAUACAUAUACAAAUAUAAGGUGCUAUUAUAGAAAUCUAUAAAGUACCAUCACAACCAGUCAUAAAGGCUCUAAAUGAUUCCAGCACGUAAGCGUAUAUUUAUUAUAAUUUUUGUGGUUUUACUGUUAGUUUGUUUGUUGAGAAUAUUAUCCCAAAACUCACCAAUGCAAUUUUUGAAUGACCAACCAGAUUACUUGAAAACUGAAGGUGCGCCGGUUUUAUUGUCGGUGUUUUAUGAGGCAUUGUGUCCGGACUCAAAGUAUUUUCUUACCAAACAGAUGUUACCAACUUUUAUUGCAAUUUCAUCGAUUUUGGAGAUCCACCUCAUUCCCUACGGGAAAGCAACAACAAACAAAAAUAAGAAAGGUGAACUAACAUUUGAUUGUCAACACGGACCGACAGAAUGUCAAGCAAACAUAUACCACGCCUGUGUCGUGAAUAUUAUUGAAAACCCACUAGUUAAACUACAAAUUGUAACAUGUAUGAUUCAAGAUAAUCAUUUUCCACGAGAUGCUAUGCUUAAGUGCUCCAGGCAAUAUAACGUUGAAAACACUGACCUCAUUGAAAAAUGUGCCGGAAGUGAACACGGUCUGGAGCUGCUUAAAUUAAACGGAGAAGCCACUCUUGCAAUAAGACCAUCCGUAACUUUUAUUCCGACUGUGACAAUUGACGGUUCGCAGGGAAGACAAGCGUCUAUUUUAAAAAAUCUGCUUUCUGAAGUAUGUAAAGCAGCCGGUGAUACUGAAGAAAUUAGAAAUAUAUGUAAAACCCCAAACCUAUAGAAGUUCAAACUUAUUAUUUUAACUUAAUAAUAAAGAAAAUAAAUAGUAGAACAUUUUUCA